AUGGCCAACGACGAAUAUGAUUUCCUCUUCAAAGUGGUGUUGAUUGGAGACUCCGGCGUCGGAAAGUCCAACCUACUUAGUCGAUUCACCCGUAACGAGUUCAAUCUAGACUCCAAGUCCACGAUUGGUGUCGAAUUUGCGACUCGAUCCAUCCAAGUCGAUUCUAAGACGAUCAAGGCGCAGAUCUGGGAUACUGCAGGCCAGGAACGAUACCGCGCUAUUACUUCUGCGUACUACCGAGGUGCAGUCGGUGCACUCCUUGUCUACGACAUUAGCAAGCACCAGACCUACGAGAAUGUCACAAGAUGGUUGAAGGAGCUCCGAGACCAUGCUGAUGCCAACAUUGUCAUCAUGCUGGUCGGUAACAAGAGCGAUUUGCGGCACCUCCGAGCAGUACCUACGGAGGAGGCCAAGGCAUUUGCUAGUAUGUCUAAUAUUCAAUUUCUUGAAGAUGCCCAAAUUGCUGACACAAGACCUCUAGGCGAGAACCAUCUCUCUUUCAUAGAAACUUCUGCUCUCGAUGCCAGCAACGUUGAACUUGCCUUCCAGAAUAUCCUUACCGAAAUCUACCGCAUCGUGUCGAGCAAGGCGUUGGAUAGCGGCGAGGGUGCCCAAGCCCCGAUGGCAGGCACCAACAUUUCGUUGAGCAAGUCUCCUGACGAUGCCGCGAAACAAGCCGUAUAUAAGUCGUUGUCCAAGGGGACUAGUAGCCAGAAGGCCGAAGCACCUGCCAAUGGAGUCCGAAAGAAUAAGCAAAGAGUUUUAAUAUUAUCUUCCAGAGGUGUUACAUACAGGCAUCGACAUUUACUUAAUGACCUUGCGUCUAUGCUUCCUCAUGGCCGGAAGGACGCAAAACUAGACACGAAGUCGAAACUUUACCAGCUCAACGAGCUCGCAGAACUUUACAACUGCAACAAUGUGCUGUUCUUCGAGGCGCGCAAGGGAAAGGAUUUGUACGUAUGGUUGAGCAAGGUUCCCAAUGGCCCAACGGUCAAGAUGCACCUCCAGAACUUACACACAAUGGAAGAGCUGCACUUCACGGGCAACUGCUUGAAGGGUUCAAGACCAAUCCUCUCCUUCGACGCCGCUUUCGAUAAGGAGCCUUACCUACAAGUCAUCAAGGAGCUUUUCCUCCACACAUUCGGUGUACCACAAGGCGCGAGAAAAUCUAAGCCCUUCGUAGAUCGUGUUAUGGGAUUCACAUUCGCAGAUGGGAAGAUAUGGGUGCGCAACUAUGAAGUAAAAGAAUCAGAGGCACCAAAGGUGCAGGACGGGGAGGCGGAGACAGACUCCAAACCUACUAAGGGCCGCAACAAGGAGCUCGACGUCAGCAUGGUAGAAAUUGGCCCGCGAUUCGUGCUUACCCCUAUCGUCAUUCAGGAAGGCUCCUUCGGCGGACCGAUCAUCUACGAGAACAAGGAGUUCGUCUCGCCGAACCAGGUCCGAGCCGACUUGCGAAGGGGACAGGCCAUGAAGCAUAACACUCGUACAGAGCAACACGUGGAGAGGCUCGCGAAGAAGGGGGAUCUGGGACUGCGGACGAACGGUAGGCAGGCCCCGGUGGAUGCGCUAGAUACGAAGGAACUAUUCGCUUAG
Molecule: messenger RNA, 1596 nt
Organism: Daldinia childiae
Lineage: Eukaryota; Fungi; Ascomycota; Sordariomycetes; Xylariales; Hypoxylaceae
Product: Ribosome biogenesis protein BRX1
Exons: 7
Coding region: 1-1596 (531 amino acids)
Biological process (GO): rRNA processing; ribosomal large subunit assembly
Cellular component (GO): nucleolus
Molecular function (GO): rRNA binding; GTP binding; GTPase activity
Source: RefSeq, a predicted model, not a curated record